Sclerotinia borealis F-4128 is the source of this 807-nucleotide messenger RNA. Lineage: Eukaryota; Fungi; Ascomycota; Leotiomycetes; Helotiales; Sclerotiniaceae. The record is from the annotation of a GenBank genome assembly.
AUGACACUCACAGGUGAUAGCAAUAAGGCACUCUUUGAAACUCCAGCUGGUGCGUUUUAUGGUAAACUUGACCUUUUAAAAGGCGAUGGGGUCCUUGUUUCUCUAGCCCCUUCUGGCAGCGAAGCUAAGAAAACUACUCGACUUAUACCCCAAGCCCUUCUUUUCUACUAUUCGAGCGUUUGCGAGGAAAAGUUCGGCUCAUCGCUACGUAAAAGUGAUAGUAAUGAAGAACUCAUCGAUAUCAAUGAGCGAGAUAAUCCACACAAUCUUGGUGUCAUUGAUCUCUGUGAAUGGGACGCCGAGGCCUUCGAUAUGGCACUUCAAUGGAUGUAUACAGGCAACGUCAACCCCGACAUCGACGCGUCCAAACAUUUCGACGAAAUCAAAUCUUACAAACUUAGAUAUGCACUUAUCGCCGCAAAAGAGAAACGAGAUCAUGACAACAAUGGGCUCUUCACUUGCAACCCAGUAUUCAAAGAAACGCUUCAAGAUGCUUUUACGCAACCCAUCAACAGCGUUGUCCGCGAGCUCUUGGCAAGUUUCCUCGUCGAAUCGUAUGCCAAACACUUAUUUUGUCCCGAUGACACCAGAACGGCAAAGAAUUUCAAAGAUUUGUUCAAGGCCGUGGACUGUCUAGAACUGGAAGUUCUAAGAUUGGUGGCUUUAUCGUUGGAGGAUAUCGCGUUGUCAAAACCGAAGAGUGAUGGAUUUUCGGUGGUACGCUUGUUGUGUCCGUUGACUGGGGAGAGGUUUAAGACGGAGAAGAUGUUGAUGGUGCUUGUUCCGCCGACUCCGGGUAGUAAGUGA